AUACCUAACCCCUUUCUUUAGACGACGGCUAGCUGCGGCGGCUCUUUUCCAUCGUGUUUUGACGUUUCUCCAAAGAAGAUUAGAUCAAAACAAAAGAUUGCGAUAACUUUCGUCUCGCAACGCAGUUCCAGUUCAGGAAGCGCCUCUUCGUAACACUUUCUGUUUCUGUUGCUGCGUCCAUAAAUCCCAGUGAUAAUCAGUCCACAGUUGCACAAUGUUGUCCUUCUUCCGUAGGAAAACCUCCGAAGAUCUCAGUGCAUCAACGCCCAGCAGUUCCAGUGCUUCAACGCCCAAAAAAGAAGUCUUCCCAUCGCCAACCUUAUCACAGCUCGGCUACCGAAGUGCGGAUGAUCUGAGAGAAACGAUCUACGAUUUCCUGCGUACCAUCCGGGACCCGGAGAAGCCCAAUACGUUGGAAGACUUAAAGGUGGUCUACGAGGAGGGCAUCUUCGUCCAGGAACCAACCGAGGGCAACGUCUAUGUAGUGCGGAUCGAGUUCAACCCGACGGUUCCGCACUGCUCACUGGCCACGCUGAUUGGUCUCUGCAUCCGGAUCAAGGUCCAACGGAACAUCAAUCACAACCUGAAGCUAGACAUCUACAUCAAGAAGGGCGCCCACUCGACGGAGGAUGAAAUUAACAAGCAGAUCAACGAUAAAGAACGGAUAGCGGCCGCCAUGGAGAAUCCAAACCUGCGACAGCUGGUGGAAAGCUGCAUCAAAGAAGAAGACUGAAUCGGAACGGAGUGUAGGGGAAGGUGGUUCCAAACGCAAAUCGAAUUUGGAUGGCAGUUUAUUUCUUUUCUUUAUUCCUCGGAAAUGGUGCAUGGUCAAGUUAAAAGUUUUUUUUUAUGAGAUACAGAUACUUUAUUGAAUAAAAUUUAGA
Aedes aegypti (yellow fever mosquito) is the source of this 884-nucleotide messenger RNA. It is a transcript of the gene galla-1, whose product is annotated as MIP18 family protein CG30152. The coding region runs from base 215 to 733 and encodes 172 amino acids. Lineage: Eukaryota; Metazoa; Arthropoda; Insecta; Diptera; Culicidae. The transcript is spliced from 3 exons. The record is from RefSeq and is a predicted model, not a curated record.